Molecule: messenger RNA, 354 nt
Organism: Rotaria sp. Silwood2
Lineage: Eukaryota; Metazoa; Rotifera; Eurotatoria; Philodinida; Philodinidae
Source: the annotation of a GenBank genome assembly
AUGUUUGCAGCAUUCUUGGUCUUUGAAUUUUGUGUUGGUGUUUUUUGGCCAGCAAUGGCAACAAUGCGCAGUAAAUAUGUGCCCGAAGAAGCUCGUGCUACUGUAAUGAAUUAUUUUCGAAUUCCAUUAAAUUUAAUUGUGGUUAUAAUUCUUCUUAAAGAUUUUCAUUUAAAAGUUAUUUUUAUGAGUUGUGUAUUCUUUUUGGUUCUUGCUGGUAUUAGUAUGGUUUUAUUACAUAAAUUAACAUUAAAUAUUAAACCAGCAUCAGCCGCUGCUAAUGUAUUAACUGUUGUACAACAUGGUAUAAAAUCAGCACAAGUUGAAAGUACUGAUGAAAAUCAAUCAACUGCUUAA